Purpureocillium lilacinum is the source of this 1329-nucleotide messenger RNA. Lineage: Eukaryota; Fungi; Ascomycota; Sordariomycetes; Hypocreales; Ophiocordycipitaceae. The record is from RefSeq and is a predicted model, not a curated record.
AUGGCCGCUCCGGCCGCAAACAGCGACUAUGAGCUCCUGACCGAGCACCUGGGCUACCCGCCCGUCGCCCUCAUCGACGACAUCAUCAACACCGUCAACGUCCUCGCCGACCGCGCCCUCGACUCCGUGGAGCGCCUCCUCCUAUGUGUCUGCGCCAUCGACUCCGUGGAGCGCCUCCUCCUGUCCAUCCCCCCACAGAAACUCGGCUUCUCUUCAUCCUCCAUCGGCGGCGGCGGCAAAAAGUCCAAAGACCUGAGAUGCGGGACCGCCGCCGUCUUCGCCGCUGAGAAUGAUAACAACGGCCAGGUGCAGCAGCAGCAGCAGCAGCAGUUGUCCCCCGAAGAGGCCGCCAAGCGCGAAAUCGAAAACGGCACGCACCAGCUCGAGACGCUGCUCAACGCCUCCAUCGACAAGAACUUUGACCUCUUCGAGCUCUACACCAUGCGCAACAUCCUGAGCGUCCGCCCGGACGACCAGCCGUACAUGCGACUCGCCCACUACGACGGCCUCGACUUUAGCGGUGCGGGAACGACCACGAUACAAGAAGGACAAGGAGAACAAGGGCGGCAACAGGGAGGGGUAGACCCGGACCGCCCCACGUCCGAGUCCGUUACCGCCCUCCGACGCAGGCUGCAAGCUAGUCAGCGCCUCCAGGCCGCCCUCGAGGCCGAGCGCGCGCGCAACGACGUCCUCCUGCGGCGGCUGCGCGGCGUGCUGGGCGUGCGCGAUGACGAUGACGACGACGACGCCCCAGUCAAGACGGAGGACGCCGGCGCCGCCCAAGGCGAAGGCGACGACCAAGAACCCGCAUCAUCGUGCGCCCCGCUCAAGUUCCUCAGCGACAAGGGCACGCUCGAGGACGGCGGCACCGACCAGCCCGUCACCACAACGGCCGAGUUUGCGCUCUCCCAGCUGCAGGCCCUGCGCGCGCUGUCGACGUCGCUGCGCACCCUUCUGCCGGACCUGGGCGCGCUGGACGACGACACGGCUGCCGCCGCCGACGCCGACGACAACGACAACGAGGACGAGCAAGCCGCCGUCAAGGGCAGCAAGACGUGGCGCCGCCAGCGCGCAGAGUACAUCGAGGCCUCGUCGCGCAAGUACCUGGAGCGCGCGGGCGGGCUGGAGCUCGGCCCGCGCGGGGAGGUGCGCGACGGGGACUGGCAGGGCCAGGGGCGGGGGCUGGGCAGGGAGGAGGUCGAGGGGCUGGAGAGGGCGGCGGCGGUGCUGGCCUCGGCGUCGGCUUCUGCGGCGGGAGGUGGUGUCGGGGAUGAUGGGGGGCCUUCUGGCUCGACGAGGGGAGGCGAUGAUGCUAUGGACGAGUCGUGA